CAGACCCCACUCCACAGACAGCGCCACCCACAGGAAGAUGACCCUCUCUCUGGCUGACCGCUGCUCUAAGACCCAGAAGAUUAGAAUACUGCCCAUGGCUGGACGAGACCCUGAGUCUCAACGCAAUGAGAUGAUCAAGAAAGAGGAGGAGCGUCUGCGUGCGUCUAUCCGUCGUGAGGGCCAACAGCGGCGGAUGAGAGAGAAGCAGCACCAACGAGGGCUGAGCGCCGGUUACCUGGAGCCUGAUCGCUAUGACGACGAUGAGGAGGGGGACGAGUCGGUCAGCCUGGCCGCCAUCAAGAGCAAAUACAAGGGAGGAGGAGGAGGAGGAGGAGGACUGAGAGAGGAGCGGGCUAGGAUCUACUCGUCUGACAGUGAUGAGGGUUCUGAUGAUGAUAAAGCCCAGAGACUGCUCAAGGCCAAGAAACUAGACUCUGACGAGGAAGGGGAGAGUUCAGGGAAGAGGAAGGCUGAGGAGGAUGAGGAGGAGGAGGUGGAACCCAAGAAGGCAAAGAAGUACGUCAUCAGCGAUGAAGAGGAGGAAGAUGAUGAAUGAUGUCUGUUUUUUUUUAUCAUACCACUGUAUCAUCAGUGUUUUGUUAUAUCCAAUGCGUCGCGAUGUAGACCUAACGUUUAAUUUGUAGUUUGUAUAUUUUCUAAUGAUGACUGAGUGAGAGAGAGAGAGCUCUGUACAGCUGUAGGAAUAAAGAGAAGAUGAACUAGGUGUUUAUCUCAACGACCAAACCUCA
Messenger RNA from Salvelinus namaycush (lake trout), 749 nucleotides. RefSeq names its product RNA polymerase-associated protein LEO1-like. Gene Ontology annotation, cellular component: Cdc73/Paf1 complex; nucleus. Bases 38 to 556 code for a protein of 172 amino acids. Gene Ontology annotation, molecular function: RNA polymerase II C-terminal domain phosphoserine binding. Gene Ontology annotation, biological process: positive regulation of transcription elongation by RNA polymerase II; transcription elongation by RNA polymerase II. NCBI's taxonomy places the organism in Eukaryota, Metazoa, Chordata, Actinopteri, Salmoniformes, Salmonidae. The record is from RefSeq and is a predicted model, not a curated record. The transcript is spliced from 4 exons.